Molecule: messenger RNA, 699 nt
Organism: Symsagittifera roscoffensis
Lineage: Eukaryota; Metazoa; Xenacoelomorpha; Acoela; Convolutidae
Product: rRNA-processing protein UTP23 homolog
Exons: 2
Coding region: 1-699 (232 amino acids)
Cellular component (GO): nucleolus; small-subunit processome
Molecular function (GO): small ribosomal subunit rRNA binding
Source: RefSeq, a predicted model, not a curated record
AUGGCUGCUUUGACUCAUAAAGUGAAUCUAGCCGAACAAAUUCCGUCCUACUUUGGGCUAGGUGAUUCAGCGAGUGCCGACCAAAUAGAACUGUGUACUACUAAAUGUGUAAUUAAAGAGUUGGAGAAACUCGGAUCCUAUUUCUUUGGUGCUCUGCAUAUUUUGAAACAGUUCAAAGUCGUCAAGUGUGCUCAUAGCAGGAAGAAAAUCAAACUGCCUGUGAAUUGUUUGAAGUCGUUGGCUGAAGGCGACGAGAAAUACAUUUUUGCCACCCAAGAUAUGGUUGUCCAAGAAAAUGUGGAAAGUUGCAAACUGCCAUUGCUGUACCUCCACAAUGCAACUCUGGUGCUAAAGAAACCCUCUUUUCUUACAGACGUCAAAGCAACCACUACUAAAGUGAAACUAGAAUCAACUGAAAAAGAACAUCUGAGCAUUUUAAAGAAAAAAGAAGGCUUGGACGACAAACCAAUUAUUAAUCCUUUCCUGGAAAAGAGGAAAGAAAAAUUAAUGAAGAAAAUUGAACAGCGGAAACUGGAGAGGGUGCAGGCAAAAGAACAAAAAUUGAAAAGAAAGUCCAAAGUUACCGGGAAAAAGGAAAGGAAAAUGGAACAAGACUCAAAAUCAAGAUGUCGUAAUAGACGCAAAAGACAUGUUCCGAAAAACAUUGGAUCCGAUGUGGCAACUACUGCGAGCGAUUGA